AUGUACUAUCAAAGGAAGUUCCCAUUAGGGGGUGUAAAGCAAGGCGCGCUGGAGGGCGGCGCGCUGGGCGGCGGCGGCGGCGGCGGCGCGCUGGGCGCGCUGCGAGCGGCCGGCUCGCCGCCCGCGCCCAGCCUCGGCGCCAGCCGGCACAGUCUUAUAGAAAUGAUGACGUGCCGGCUGGGCUCGCGGAGGCUGGGCGGAUCUCGCGGUUCGCUGCAAGCUGGCACCACGUGCUCCGCCGCCAGCGAGCUGGAUCUCUCCUCACGUUCUCGACGGGCACACAAAGCCAGGUUAAAACUACUGAGCGCAAGCGGUGAGGCUCCGUUGUUGGGGGGCUGGCGGAGCACGCCGCACACGCCGCACGCGUCAGCGACACCGGCGCCGCACCACUCACACAAUCACCUCGCACCGCAGCACUGCAACGGCACUGAUAGUGGCAGCAGAGGAGGUCUCCGUCGUCGCUCCACGUACGCAAGCGGCCGACUGCGCUCUGGGCCGCACUGGUCGUUUGUUUUUGACCCCGCCGGCCGAUUGUGCUAUUAUUGGUCCAUGGUCGUCUCGCUAGCCUUCCUUUAUAACCUAUGGGUUAUAGUCUACAGGUUCGCUUUUCAAGAAAUAAAUGGUGAAACAUUAAUAGUGUGGUUUUGCCUCGACUAUUUUUCGGACUUCCUAUAUUUGGCGGACAUUUUGUUUCAUUUUCGGACGGGAUAUCUAGAAGAUGGCGUGCUACAAACGGAUGCGGCGAAGCUGAGAGCGCAUUACAUGAACUCUACCACGUUCUAUAUAGACUGUCUGUGUUUGUUGCCGUUGGACUUUCUUUAUCUAUCCAUCGGCUUUAAUUCAAUAUUACGUUCGUUCCGAUUAGUGAAAAUAUAUCGUUUUUGGGCGUUUAUGGACCGAACUGAGCGACACACGAACUACCCUAACUUGUUUAGGUCAACAAGUUUAAUUCAUUAUUUGUUAGUGAUAUUCCAUUGGAACGGGUGCUUGUACCAUAUAAUAUAUAAAAACAAUGGUUUCGGUAGUAAAAACUGGGUGUAUCACGAUACGGAAACGGCCGAUGUAGUGAAACAGUAUCUUCAAAGUUAUUAUUGGUGCACAUUGGCGCUCACGACAAUCGGUGAUUUGCCGCGACCACGCAGCAAAGGGGAAUAUGUGUUCGUGAUAGCGCAGCUCCUGUUUGGAUUGCUUCUGUUCGCCACGGUGCUCGGUCACGUAGCCAACAUCGUCACCUCAGUCAGCACGGCCAGAAAAGAAUUCCAGGCUAAACUGGAUGGGGUGAAGACCUACAUGCGCAUGAGGAGAGUACCAACGCAUCUGCAAGUGAAGGUGAUCAAAUGGUUCGACUAUCUCUGGCUCACCCAGAAGUGUUCUGACGAGGAGAAAGCGGUUUCGUGUCUACCGGACAAGCUAAAGGCGGAGAUAGCUAUCAACGUACAUCUAGAUACCCUGAAAAGGGUCGAAAUAUUUCAAAAUACGGAGGCGGGGUUUUUAUGCGAGCUAGUGCUGAGGCUUCGACCGGUACUAUUCUCUCCCGGUGACUACAUCUGUAGAAAAGGUGAAGUCGGCAAGGAGAUGUACAUAGUGAAUCGAGGGAAACUGCAGGUCGUAGGCGACAACGGCAAGACCGUGCUGGCAACACUUAAGGCGGGUUCUUAUUUUGGCGAAAUUUCCAUUCUGAACAUGGGCACGGCAGGUAAACAACUUGGCAACCGUCGGACAGCAUCGGUGCGCUCCGUCGGCUACUCGGACCUGUUCGUACUUAGCAAGAAGGACAUGUGGGACGUGCUCAAGGAGUAUCCCGCAGCGAGAGUGCGCCUCGAGGCCAUCGCCGUCAAGAGACUCGAGAAAUACAAAAAAGCACCACUCGAAAAAGUGGCAAUGGGUCGGUGCCAGUCGACGCCCGGACUCGUGGAGACGAGCGGGCGCAUACCCAUCGAGGAGAUGCAGCUUCCGGCCGCACCGCUGCCGCCGCCUCUGCACUCCUCACACCCGCCUUCUUAUCGGGACCAGCUUUAUAGUUCGUCAGUAAGUCCUCUUCGUGUAGCAUCCCCGGUGGCGUCGUGUGCGUCAAGCGCUCGUAGUAGCGCGGCGGGGGGUGGAGGUGGGGGUGCGGGAGGGGGUGCUCCCCGCGCAUUCAUCGACUCUCAUGAGGUGCUCGAGAGUGAGAUUAAGCGGCUGCGCGAGCGACUCUACACUGUCGAAACCGAAAAUGCCGCAAUGUCCGCGAAGCUGAGCCAGCAGCAGUGGGAAGUUGACCAAAGGUUGCAAGAAAUAGAGAUGCAGAUCUGCGGCGGGAGCUCGCUGAGCUCUCAGGAGGAGAACGAGAGGAACCGGGAGAGCAUUAUUUAACAGCGCGCCUCCGCCGAGCGAGGGAUGCCGCCCCCCGCACUCCGCCUGUCCGCCGUCUACUGACAAGCGUCUACAUAUUCACACAUGGGAAGUUUCAAUACGAAUUAACUUUAUCAAAUUUAUAUAUACCUAGUAUAUACGACUCGCUGGUAUUUGACGAGCGUCGUGGAGUGAGAUUUUGUCGAGACAAUAUUAUUAUUAUUAUUAUUAUCUUAAAUCGUUAGGUACGUCGAAGUGUUCUAGAGUGCGCGAGUGAGUUCGGGCGGCGCCACGUCUCAGGCCGUACUGUUUACACUCAAUGUUCAUCGGUUACGUUGUCCUAAAGGAUGCUAUUGUGUUUCCUUGGCGGAAUGUAAUGAUGCGUUGUUUAUAGAUUGAAUAAUAAUACAUUGGGAUCGUUGUAAAUGUCGAUAGAUACGUUUUGGAAUGUUAAUUAUACGUUUUGUUUUCGCUGACGGUUCGUAAAUACGUCGUUACUAUGUUUUCAUGGUGAGUUUGAACAAAUUGUGUACAAACGUUUGUCGUAUACCCCGUUGUAUUUGA
This is a messenger RNA of Bombyx mandarina (wild silkworm), 2895 nucleotides long. RefSeq names its product cyclic nucleotide-gated channel alpha-3. The record is from RefSeq and is a predicted model, not a curated record. Gene Ontology annotation, cellular component: plasma membrane; intracellular cyclic nucleotide activated cation channel complex. Gene Ontology annotation, molecular function: protein-containing complex binding; intracellularly cGMP-activated cation channel activity; cGMP binding. Gene Ontology annotation, biological process: monoatomic cation transmembrane transport. NCBI's taxonomy places the organism in Eukaryota, Metazoa, Arthropoda, Insecta, Lepidoptera, Bombycidae.